Molecule: messenger RNA, 1914 nt
Organism: Lasiosphaeria miniovina
Lineage: Eukaryota; Fungi; Ascomycota; Sordariomycetes; Sordariales; Lasiosphaeriaceae
Product: putative glutamate--tRNA ligase
Exons: 4
Coding region: 1-1914 (637 amino acids)
Biological process (GO): translation; glutamyl-tRNA aminoacylation
Cellular component (GO): methionyl glutamyl tRNA synthetase complex; cytoplasm; cytosol
Molecular function (GO): glutamate-tRNA ligase activity; ATP binding
Source: RefSeq, a predicted model, not a curated record
AUGAAGCUGGACGAGCUCAAGCCUCUCGAGGCGCUUCUCGCAGCGGACUUCCGCCAAAUCGAACCCCGGCUCCAAGCCCUCGACAAGCAUCUCAUUCUUCGAACCUACCUCAACGGCUACUCGCUUGGCGAGAUCGACACCAAAAUCUGGCUCGCCCUCCGUGGAAACAAGGCAGCUGUGUCCUUCAUUAAGAGAGGCAGCCUCGCAAACCUCGCCAGAUGGUUCCAGUUCGUCGAGGACAACCAUCCUGAGAUCCAGGGCGAUAUCAAGGCCAAGGAUGCCGCCGCAAAGGCCAAGGUUGCUGCCCUAAGCAAGGCGGGUGGAAGCUAUGCCUUGGCAUUGCAGAACGCCGACCAGGGAGUCGUGACGAGAUUCUUGCCCGAGCCUUCAGGAUACUUGCACAUCGGACAUGCCAAAGCCGCGCUGCUCAAUGACUACUUUGCGCAGACUUAUAAGGGAACAAUGCGGUUGCGGCUUGAUGACACAAACCCGUCAAAGGAGAAGGAGGAGUUUCAGGACGCCAUCAUUGAGGACUUGGCCUUGAUGGGAAUCAAGCCUGACACUCUCACCUAUACCUCGGACUACUUUGAAUACCUCCACGACAUGUGCGUUCGACUCAUCAAAGAAGGGCACGCGUACGCGGAUGACACAGACCAAGAGACGAUGCGUGACGAGCGCUUCAAGGGCAUAGCUUCCAAGCGCCGGGACCGAACUGUUGAAGAGAACCUUCGCAUUUUCGAGGAGAUGAAGAAGGGCACCGAGGAAGGUCUCCGGAAUUGCAUCCGUGCCAAGAUUUCGGUGGACAACCCGAACAAGGCGAUGAGAGACCCAGUUAUCUACCGAUGCAACGUCGACACUCCUCACCAUCGUACCGGUACUCGUUACAAGGUCUACCCGACUUACGAUCUCGCCGCGCCGUUGGUUGACAGCCACGAGGGCGUCACACAUGCCCUGAGGGCCACCGAGUACACCGACAGGAACCCCCAGUACCAGUGGUUUAUCGACACGUUGAAGCUGCGGCAGGUCCACAUCUGGGACUUUGCCCGUAUGAACUUCAUCAAGACGUUCCUCUCAAAGCGGAAAUUGGCCAAGUUGGUCGACACUGGGCGGGUCUGGGGUUGGGAUGAUCCGCGAUUUCCGACAAUUCGCGGAGUUAGGCGAAGGGGUAUGACGGUUCCAGCCCUUCGGGAUUUCAUCCUGAAGCAGGGCCCAAGCCGAAACAUUGUGACUAUGGACUGGACAAACUUCUGGGCCAGCAACAAGAAGGAAAUUGAUCCUAUUGCACCCCGCCACACAGCCAUAUCCCAGAAGAAUGUUGUCAAGAUUACCAUCACCGGCGCCGAUGCUCCUGCCGAGCCAUUCACGGCAGAGAAGCCGAAGCACCCCAAGAACAAGGACGUCGGCACCAAAAAUGUCGCCUUUUCAUCUGAGCUUAUUCUGGAUCAGGCUGAUGCUAAAAGCUUCAAGGUUGGCGAGGAGAUCACACUUAUGGCGUGGGGCAAUGCAAUUGUUCGAGAGAUCGGAAGCGGUGACCCUAUCCCUAGCCUCACCUGCGAACUUAACCUUCAAGGUGACGUCAAGUCCACCGAGAAAAAGGUCACCUGGCUUUCUUCGAAGGGGCAGGCCUUGGUGCCCGCUGAGCUCUGGGACUUUGACUAUCUCAUCACCAAGGAUGUCCUGCAAGAGGAAGAUAACUUGGAAGACUUCUUGACGCCAGUCACGGAGACUGUUGAGGAUGCGUGGUGUGACGAGGCUUCAAAGGAUCUGAAGAAGGAUGAUAUCAUCCAGCUCGAAAGGCGCGGCUAUUACCGGGUCGACAAGGGGCUUGCUGACUGGAAGGAUGGUGAGGAGGGCGCAAAGGGGAAGAGGCUUGUGCUGUUCUGUAUUCCCACUGGUAAGACGGGUUCUAAAUAG